AGCCACCUGCACCCGAGAGGGCGCCGCCGAGAGGCCCGCCGGCCGCGAGGCCCUCGCGGCGCAUAAUAUGCGCUGCGCCGGCGGCCUCCGCGUCGCGCCUGGCGCCGCCGCCGCGCCCCCGCACCUCGGGAGCGGGCCCGCGCCGCGGGGCGCGCCGCCGGGGGCCUUCGGGGGCGCCGCGGGCCCGGCGCCAGGGGCCUGGGGAUGCUGGCCGCGAAGCGCGCGGGCCUUUGGAGUUGCUCUUCGCUCCGGCCACCGCGGGCCUGGCAGGGCGGCGCGGGAGGCGCGCCGCGAGGCGCGCCGUCGGGCUGCCCGUCAGGGAGGCGCCGGCGGCCACGGCCGUGGCGGUCCCUGCCGCGGGGGCCAACUGGCGGAGGAGGUGCGGCAGCAGCGGGCAGACCAGUACCGGCUGCUGCUCUUCAGCGUGCUCGUCCUCGCUUUCACGGACACGGACGGGGACCACAUCCGGCUGCAGAGAGAAGGGCUUUCUGUGAACGAGUACGUCAACGGCAGGCUCGCGAUACGCGAUCUGCGGUAUUUCGAGGUCUGCGCAGGUACCCGAGAGUAUCGCGAGGAUAGUUCAGGGAUGGGGUAUAACAGUGGGAUCGAUGGAAGAGGCUACUUCCGAGAAGGUGAGGAUGUCCACGACUUGAUCCGAAUGCGAGACUUGUUGUUUAUGCACCGCGAGUUUGUGGCCAAAUGUUUGGCCGCGGUGUGUUUGCUGAAAGACUCUGAGGCCUAUCAGGUCAUGAUGAGAGCACACUCGGAGGGCGUGGCUGUCGUUGGAACGUACUCCUUCGAAUCAGCCGAAGCAUAUUGCCGGGGCCUCAGGUCCAAGGGCUUGAGCGUUGACAUCGUCCCCGUCGAUAACAAUGAGUGA
This is a messenger RNA of Prorocentrum cordatum, 880 nucleotides long. The record is from the annotation of a GenBank genome assembly. NCBI's taxonomy places the organism in Eukaryota, Dinophyceae, Prorocentrales, Prorocentraceae.